Molecule: messenger RNA, 2420 nt
Organism: Ictalurus furcatus (blue catfish)
Lineage: Eukaryota; Metazoa; Chordata; Actinopteri; Siluriformes; Ictaluridae
Gene: zglp1
Product: zinc finger GATA like protein 1
Exons: 8
Coding region: 376-1782 (468 amino acids)
Biological process (GO): oocyte development; regulation of transcription by RNA polymerase II; spermatogenesis
Cellular component (GO): nucleus
Molecular function (GO): zinc ion binding; sequence-specific DNA binding
Source: RefSeq, a predicted model, not a curated record
GAACUUCUAAAGUCCAUAUUCUGAUCCUACCAGUCAGUAGUAAGGCUGCAUCGGUCUUUCGCUCUACACAACAAAGGGCAAACUGCCUGCGUGGCAACACGGUCUGCAGGGUGAAACUUUUCUACGAACGUCCUCGCGCAGCCCAGCCAGGAGAUGCCAAAUUGUUGUUUAAAUUAGACAACACUCGCAGACUAGUCCUCUGAAGCCAUGAUAUGAUUGAUGAAACUACACCCGGUGCUGUGAAGGCGCUCGUGCGCGCGUAAAGCUGCUGUGAUGCUCGUCUAAAAUCCAUCGAUAGGAGGACAUGAUAGAAUGACAUGAACAUCAUGGGACAGUUAGAAAUAUGGUUGUGCCAAUGAAAACUGUCAAUGAAGCAUGAGUUCUGAACUUAACCCUCCAGCUGAUCUCAGAAACUGCCCCGUGACCUCAGAAAGUACCAGAGACGACAUGGAUCCUGAAGACACUUGCAUGACUCAGUCUUCUCUCUUGUACCUUCUUCAUGAAGCCACUAAGCUUGUUACACCACCAGAACAGCACAGUCUGGAUGCAGACAAACUCCAUGAUGGCUCCAAAGAGAUGAUUGUUUCACACGACUCGACUAGCUUGAAGCAAAAAGGUCAGGAAGUUAGAACUGUCAAAACACAGCCUAGCUUUACAGCAGGCUUGUCUGUGUUGAGCAGUAGUCCAUGGGAGGUGAUGAGUCUCAUAAACCUCCAGUGUGAGAGGCUGCUGCACUCUGGUGGAACAGAGGAAGAAGACUCCAAAACCCACACGACUAAAAUAAAUACUAAAUCUGAAGACAGAGAUGUUAGGCAAGAAUGGUCCUCGUUUCCUUCAGCUGGUUUUACUUCUUCUACCGUGUCCUCGAGAGCUGAUGCGAUGGAACUUGCGAUGGAGUCUGAUGUUUGCUGCUCUGUUCCACAUAUCGAUCCAACUGAUCACCUGUCAGUUCGGCGCACCGGUGAGAACCGUGAAAGUGCAACAAUCAGAGAUGUAGAGGAUCUUGCAGAGCUCAUUUCUGAGACCACAGAGGACAGUUUACUUUCCAGCAGGGUAAUGAGUGAAGAAAGGACUGACCGCUGUUUCCUGGGUGAAACAUCAGAGCUACCACUUGACUUGACAAAACAAGUGGAAAUUUGUGAACACACCAUAGAGAACGGUGAAAAUCCAGAGUGUGAGAGUGCAUUGUUGUCAGAAACCCCACCAUCAAGAACAGAUUUAAACAAUAACCUGGAGGAUGAGAAGGUCCGGGAGGCCGAAAAGAUUCUUACAGCGAUCUCUGCACAGUCCAGUUGGGGUAACCGAAGGAGGACACCUAGGAAGCAGGCUCACCCUGCACGCAGUGCUGAUCUACAAGACCCAGGGCUUCAGGGAGUCAUGUUCAGCAUGCACCCAGAGCUGGAUCACAGCACAGACCAGUGCCGCCUCCUCAUCACCUCCAACUACAGUAAGCUGUGCAGGCGUGGCAGGAGGAGCAGAAGCUAUAGUUCCACAUCACUGCAGAAUUCCCAGCGAACCAGCAGCUCGGAAGAGGAGAGUGACUCGGCCAGCCUGUACAAGAAGAUAUGUGCAUCAUGCUGCACAAAGAAGACUCCUUUAUGGCGAGAUGCAGAAGAUGGUACUCCACUCUGCAAUGCCUGUGGGAUCAGGUAUAAGAAGUACCGCGUGCGCUGUAUGCAGUGUUGGAACAUUCCCCGGAAGGAGGCCAGCUCCAACUCCAAGUGUUUGAAGUGCGGAGAUCUCCUCCAACUCUCCUCGCAAAGCAAACGGGCUGGAUGGUAGGACGGACCCGUGUUCUAGAAUCCAGUCUCCAUGUGCUCUAGAUUGUUCUUCUCAUAGGUGGCCAGUUUUCACUUGGGAAUUCUAGGACAACUUCGGUUGUUCUGGAAUAUUCAUAUAAAGCAAGUGUGUACUAAUGAAUAAAAAGCAUUUCUCAGCUGUAACCAGUCCCACAUCAGCUUUAUAACUAUAUGGAAAGUAAUCUAUAAUAUUCCGGUAGUGUCUGUGUGUUUGUAAAAGAUCUAGCUGGAAUAGUUCUUAAUAUUGUAAAGACUUCCAUAUAUUUGUCACUUUUUUUUUUUUUUUUUGUUAUAAUUAAAAUUAAUAUUUGAGCAUAUGAACAUACCUCGUCUUACUAAUUGUUUCUUCUGACUCCUAAAAAGAAAAUUGACUAAGCACCUUUAUAAUUUAUGAUCUUCUAAGUCUACACGCAAUCUUUCUGAGAACGUGAAGUGUGUAGAAUGGGUAAAUUUUGCUAGUGUCGCCUAUUUAGGCCUUAAAUGCAUGCAUAUUACUGUCUUCACAAACUCCUGUGUGAUUGUUUUUGUUCACUCUUUUGCUGCCUGUGAUACAUUUUUACAUAAGAAGUUAUUCUGUAAUCUUGUUUGGAUUUGGUUGAAAAUUAAAUUGUGUGAUGUAGA